AUGCACGACUUCACCAAAUCUUUGAACAACAGAGAGAAGCUGCUGCUUUGCCAGUAUAUCAAUGAGCACAACUUUAAUUGGAACCUAAUACCACGCUCCCUGUCAAGUCAUCCACUCCUUCUAUCCAGGUCACCGGGAUUUUUCACUUCAGAUAGUUGUAAAGUCGCUUAUAACGAUCUUUUACUGGAAUUGGAACUCGAAGCUGAUAACACAAAAUACUCAAAGGAUUUGCAAUCUCGACCGCAACUGAAGUUAGCGAAAAAGUACUUCAAAUUGCAUGUUGACGAGAUCAAGCAAUCCAUAUGGCAGCAAGAGCGCGACUUUAGAGCUGUGCUGCAAGAUCUGCAUAACAUGAAGAAUAAUCAAGCUGAGACAUCACAAGAAUCCAGUACACGCAAAGAAGCUUCACCUCGACCACCUAUUCAUAGCGAACGAGAUAACCAAGAACCAGAAGUUCUACAGGAGAGACUCACAUCAAAGGAAUCAGCUUCGCGAGAACCAAAUCCGAAAGAACAAACACCUGAGGAAGCAGUUGUUCAGGAACUUGAAUCAGAACCACCAUUACAGAUUAAAGAGUCACAAGACGGUGAUGCUGCGAUGAACCAAUUACCAGAAGAGCAUGCGACAAACGAUUCCAAUACAAAUGAUCCCGAAGAAGCAACGCCGAGAGAGCCUGAUUCACCUGCUAAAGAAGUUAUCGCCGAUACACCAAAGAGCUCUGAGGAUAUGCAGGUGGAUAUGAAGCCAGAGGAAGUCAGAGAGACACGUAGAACAUCAAAGAGGAAGAGUGCAGCGGUUGAGAACACCAACAAGAGGUCUCCAGCCACACCGAAUGAAACACCAGAAGAUACGGCGAAUGCGAAUAGCAAGCGUAGAAAGUCUACGCUGGAUGACACACAAAGAAAAACACAGAAGGUGCUUCUGCUGUGUCUACAGGAUAUUACAACCCACAAAGCAGGUAUAGUUUUUGAACAACCAAUAAGGGCAAAUGAAGCGCCAGGAUACCACGAUGUUGUUUAUUCACCAACAGAUCUCACAACUAUAAAGAGAAAAAUACGUGAUGGACAGAUAACAUCAGCACAGCAAUUCAAAGCCAACGUGCUUUUGAUGUUCGCGAAUAGCAUAAUGUACAAUCCACCAUCGAGUGAUGUACAUGAGAUGGCGCAAGAGACAUCGAGGUCGUCUCCAUUCGCAUAUCAGCAGAGAAUAUUAGAAAGGACUUCGUCUUCACAGCGCAAGCCAUCAAACUCUUCUUUACAGCAGUCGACGCCGCUAGCAUCUCCAAAGCCAACGUUCCUAGAUGGCAUCUCCCAUAGAACUCCAUCGGGUAGUCUCUCUAGGCACAAAUCAUCGCACAGCGUAGGCGAUGUAGCCAGCAAAUGGGAAGCCAGAUCUCAAUCGGACAAGUCCACAGUUCCAUUUCCAAACUACCCGAGUCGCUCUCCAUCUCCAACCAAAUCCUCUCCAAACAAGUCUUCUCUCCCUUCUUCUGUAUUCACUCCUUUCUCUCAUGGCAAUCAUCCUCCGUCACCUACUCCUGAGAAGACGCCUUCUAUUCGCAGGUCAAGGCCUUUAUCUCUACAAAGCACUCCUGAUCUUGCCAAGAGCUCCGUUGGUGCCCUCAAAGAACUCGGUUCUUCUCAAUCUGUUUACCGCACCAAUUCUCUUUCCAGAGCUAGAUCUAUUGACUUGGAGGCUGAGAAACAAAAGGCCUCUGAGCAACCUUCCCCCACUAAGUCUGAAAGCGGUCACAGUAUACUUGGUCGUGGCACUGCUCCAAGCUAUAGAGCAAAAUCCGGUGCUCACCUUGGCCGUAUCACAAGUGGUGAUGCUGAGAAUGAUUGGGACGAGAAUGACAAACCUGGUGGCUGGGACAAGGAUCAGAGAAGCUCUCUCAAAGAUGAUUCUUUUCAUUUACCUGGUAUUACAGACAUGAGUGAGCAGGUGGUCGGUUUACCAGGCAGAGUACGUCUAUCAAGAACUGGAUCACUCACCGAGGGCUCAAGGAACGCUGCGGGCCUCAGGCGCACGAAUGCCGUUAAGAAUUCGAGCCUCUCUCCUACCAGAGCAUCACAAAACUCUUCAGUCAUGUCUCGCACGCAGUACAUGACUUUAGACAAACAGCGUCACCUUCUCGCAGCUUACGAGUAUCUUUGCCACAUCUCUGAGGCUAUUAGAUGGAUCGAGGAUUGCCUUGAAGGAUCACUUGAAAUGGAUGAAGUUCAGGCAGAAGACGGACUCCGAGACGGUAUAGUUCUCUUCAGAUUAGCAAGUGUUUGGGGCUUUGGUGAAGGGAUGGAGGAUGGGCAUAUUGGCUGGAACGGCAUAAGAAAGAACUACACAGGAAACAGACGUCUUUUCAUGCAUCCAAACAUUCGACACUUUAAAUACGUCGAUAACAUUAACUACUUCUUCGAGUUUAUCAGGCGCAUCAGUUUACCUGAACUGUUCACGUUCGAAACAACUGAUCUCUAUGAAAAGAAAAACAUCCCGAAAGUAAUCUACUGUCUCCAUGCAUUGAGUUAUCUUCUUGCUGGACGAGGUGUUGCUCCACGCAUUGGCGCUCUGAAGGGUCAACUUGAGUUUACUGACGAUCAGCUUCGCCAGACUCAGAAGAAUCUUGAUGCUUCCAACGUCCCAAUGCCAAAUUUCGGUGGAUUGGCUUCAACAUUUGGGGAUCCUGAACCAAUACAAGAACCAGAGCCCGUCGAAUCAGAAGAAGACCGCAUAGCUAGAGAGCUCUUUGACGUCGAAGGAACAAUCGUUACAUUGCAGGCUCAAGCAAGAGGCUACCUCACGAGACUGCAAGUUUCGAGCCUCAAAAUAAAAAUGAAGCUGAACAAGAAGAUUAUCACUGUCGUUCAAGCAAGAUGCAGAGGUAAAAUUACGAGAUCUCGCUUGUCUAGCCUACGUGAGAGGCGCUCAGGAUCUGCUAUGAAGUGGGUCGUGCCUCUUCAAGCAAUUGCAAGACAGAAGCUUGUUCGUGAUGAACAAAAAGAUAUAAAGAAGUACUUGAUGAUUUGCAAACCCGCUGUUACUGCCCUACAGGCACAAGCUCGUGGUCUACUUUCCCGAAAAAAGUAUGUAAACAAGCUGCAUAUUAUAUAUCGCCAGAAUCGCACUGGUGUUUAUCAGGGCUUACAAGCUCAAUGUCGCGGUUUGCUUGCAAUUAGCUCAUUCAGAAAGUGUAAAAGCGCUCUGAACAACCGUGCUGAGCUUCAGCGGGCUCUUCUUAUACAAUCUAGCUGUCGUGGGUAUUUGGUUAAAUCAAAGUAUACCGAGUAUUUGGAUAGUAUUACAGAGCAAGUUCCUGUCUACACAGCUGUUCAAGCUGCUUGUCGUUCGAAAGCCAGCAGAAGCAAGUAUCAAUCAAAGUUGAAAGACGUGAUGAAGUCAUCACAAAAUUUUGUUCAUUUACAGGCACACUCGCGUGGGAUUAUUUUUAGAAGAAAGCACAGAAAGCUUAAUAACGCUCUCAAAAGCGCAUCGACUACCCAAUCGGUUGUAUCAAUACAGUCACAUGCCAGAGCGUUAAUCGCGAGACAGGAAAAUGAAUCAUUCCGAGCACAACUGGAAUCGCUAUUUGGUGCACAUGUUAAAAUACAGGCAUGUUCUAGAGGAGCUAAUGUUAGAGAUCAAUGUGAAAGUAUAUUAGCAUACUUGGAUGAUAACUACAAAAGUAUUAUAUCAGUACAGUCCCUCUCUCGCACGAAGCUCAUUCAUGAUAGAUACAAUUACUUGAACUCGUUACUUGAGCAGUCUUCAAUUUCCACAUUACAGUUGCAAAGUCAAUGCAGGGGUUUCCUUGUCAGAAAGUCCAAUGAACAGCUGAAAGCUGAACUUUCGGACGAUUCUAAAUUGAGUUCUAUCUGUCAAAUUCAAUCCCUUGGACGUGCGACUCUGGUAAGACGAUCUAUCUGGAACAUCUUCCAAGAGCUGGAAUCAAUGGAGGGUGAAAUAGUCAAAUGCCAAGCACAGUCUAGGGGCUGCUUGAUACGCAAAGAUCAGACUAUGUGGAAACGCCAUCUUCAAGUAUCACAACCUCAAGCUGUCAAUCUUCAGUCAGUCUUGCGUGCUUACGUUCAAAGGCAGAAAUUCGGUGAGAAGAAGACUCAUUAUCGUGCAAACAAGGAGAAGAUAGUGAAGGUUCAGGCCUUAUAUCGUGGUAAGGAGAAGAGGGAGCAGUUCAAAGAACUCACUAUGGGUAAUAAUGUUCCUUUGAACACGGUCAAAGAGUUUGUCCACUUACUUGACGACUCUGAUUAUGACUUUGAUGAAGAAAUUGAAUUGGUAGAUGUGCGUAAGAAGGUCCUUGAAUCAAUAAGAGAAACGCAAGCACUGGAAUCACACGUAGAUGAACUAGACGUCAAAAUUGCUUUGGUUGUUAAGAACGCACUCUCGUUUGAUGAACUGGUCCGUGCCGCUAAAGGCCGCACAGUCGCUUCAAGUACUCUCAAUCGAAAUGGAAGCGUGUUGACAGCAGCUGGUGAUCCAUUUAGUCCUGGAAAAAUGGAUAAGCAAACAAUAAGAAGACUUGAGCUAUAUCAACAGCUGUUUUGGAGGCUGCAAAACCAACCAGAGUAUCUCGCACGUCUCUUCUAUAAUAUGAGCAGAACGGAGGUGUCUGAUAAGAACCGUCGUUUGAUCGAAAAUGUUAUCAUGACCUUAUUUGGUUACACUCAAUCAGCUCGCGAGGAGUACUUAUUUUUGAAAGUUAUGCAAAGAUCGAUGCAUGAGGAAAUUGCAUCAGCUAGGCAAUUGUCAGACGUUGUUAGGGGUUCAUUCACUUGGGUUAAGAUGUUUUUGCUUUAUCUACGUGGUCCUGAAAGAAAAACCUAUCUAAAGCAAGCACUUGGACCUAGAAUCUCAGAGAUCACGUCAUUAGAAUCAUUUGAUCUUGAAACAGAUCCAGUUAUUAUUUGGAAACAAAUAAUAAACUAUCAAGAGUUAGAGAGUGGUAAACCGAGCGACAAGAAGAAAGACGUGACUUAUGAAGAAGCUAUAUCUGAUUCUGACACAAGAGUAACCUUCAUCCAUCACCUUCAGCAGCUUAGACACGCUACAGAGCAUUUCCGCGGAGAUAUUCAGAAGUCAACAAAGAAGAUGCCUUAUGGAUUGAGAUUUAUUGCUCGUGAAUUGUACUUGGCUCUCCGCAUCAAAUUCAAGAACGAGAGUGAGGAAGCAUGUAAUAGAAUCAUAGGGCAACUUAUCUAUUACAGAUAUAUUCAGCCAGCAAUUGUCACUCCAGAGACAUUCGAUGUUGUUCCAAAAGUGCUUGACCCACUACAGAGGAAAAAUCUCAAUGAGAUUGCAAAGAUGCUUACUCAAUUGGCUAUGGGUGAAGUAUUUAGUGAUGAAAAUACAUACCUUACUCCUCUAAAUGACUACAUUAUGGAUGCUUCAUCUAAAUUCAUCCCUUGGUUUGGUCAAGUCGCUGAUGCUGUUGAUGCCGAGACAUACUUUAAUGCAGGCGAGUUCUUGGAGUACAACACCACAAGAAAACCUUCAAUUCAUAUAUCACCAAGCGAAAUCUAUGAUGUUCACUCCCUUCUCAACCAGAAUUUGGAUCGCAUUGCCCCCACAAGAGAGGAUCCACUACGUGCAAUUUUAUUGGAACUUGGUGGCCCACCAUUACCAGCUCAAGGAGAGCUGUAUGAGGCACGCAAGAGAGCAAUUUCAUUGACACUCACCAACCGCAAUACUCAAGUUGACAAUCCAAAUGACCCACAAACGCAUAAGAAACAACUCUGGCUUCAAACUAAGCGUCUAGUCUUAGCCGUUUUAAGAAUACAACCUGAGCGAACCUUGACCCAAUCUUUCAUCUCUGAAGUUACUAAAGAGCACGAAGCGCAAUGGCAAUUGUUCGUACAAAAGGAAGCUUUAAUAGAGAGAUCUAGAAUAACUGGAGCAGGAGAUACAGUGUCACCAUUCUUAGGAUCGGGUUAUAAGAUAAACGACAUCAGACAAAUGAACUAUACGGAAGUCAAAGCUAGAGCUAUAGAAUACUGUUUACAAUUAGAGAAGAUUGGCGAAAUUUCGAGGAAAGACAACUACCAGAGUGUGCUAAAUGCAAUUGCAGUUGAUGUCAGAAGUCGUAAUAGAAAGAGAAUUCAAAGGCAAAAGGAGUUGAGCAGCAUGGAGAACACAUUGAAGAUACUGGAAGAAAAGAAAGAGUAUCUUCUAACACAGCAAGAUGCUUUCAACUCAUAUAUAGAGACCUCCAUGCAAACUAUGCAAAAGAAGGGCAAAAAACGGUUUGUCUUACCAUUCACUAAACAGUGGUCUCAUUUGAGAGACUUGAAACACACCGGUAAAAAAUUUAAAUUCGGUUCAUAUAAGUAUGCUGCACAAGAGCUUUACAAUCGCGGACUUUUAUUAUCAAUCAGUCAAGUAUCUCCAAGACAAUACGACGGCAUUUUCCUUACUUUCAGCUCGGAUGAAAUAGGUGUAUUUAAGAUAGACCUGAAUAUCGCUGGAGAGCAGAAUGCUAUGGCUAGUGAAGACGUAAGACUGGAAGAUAUGCUGCAGAUGCAGUUUGAGAAUAAGAGUUCAAUUGCAAUUUGCCAAGGAAACGUCAAGUGUAACUUGAAUGUUCUAUUAUUCCAGUUGUAUAAGAAGUGA
Molecule: messenger RNA, 6621 nt
Organism: Wallemia ichthyophaga EXF-994
Lineage: Eukaryota; Fungi; Basidiomycota; Wallemiomycetes; Wallemiales; Wallemiaceae
Product: Ras GTPase-activating-like protein rng2
Exons: 11
Coding region: 1-6621 (2206 amino acids)
Biological process (GO): mitotic actomyosin contractile ring assembly actin filament organization; regulation of GTPase activity; regulation of actin cytoskeleton organization
Cellular component (GO): mitotic actomyosin contractile ring; cytoplasm
Molecular function (GO): actin filament binding; GTPase activator activity; calmodulin binding
Source: RefSeq, a predicted model, not a curated record